Molecule: messenger RNA, 1017 nt
Organism: Pseudozyma flocculosa PF-1
Lineage: Eukaryota; Fungi; Basidiomycota; Ustilaginomycetes; Ustilaginales; Ustilaginaceae
Exons: 4
Coding region: 1-1017 (338 amino acids)
Biological process (GO): formation of cytoplasmic translation initiation complex; formation of translation preinitiation complex; translational initiation
Cellular component (GO): eukaryotic translation initiation factor 2 complex
Molecular function (GO): mRNA binding; translation initiation factor binding; translation initiation factor activity
Source: RefSeq, a predicted model, not a curated record
AUGGCCGACACAGAGCCCCUCUUCGACCCUUCUUUGAAGAAGAAGAAGAACAAGAAGGUCAUCAACCUCGAUGAGCUCGAAGACACGCCUGCUCCUACACCAGCACCCGACGCAUCCGACGCCACCGAGGCGACCGAGCAGGCUCCCGAUGCAGACGCGCAGCAGGAGGCCGACCUCUUCGGAGGCAUGAAGAAGAAGAAGAACAAGAAGAAGAUGGAUCUCGACCUCGGCGACGGAGCUGCACCUGCGUCAUCUGAUGCUCCCGCUGCCGGCGAAGGCGAGGCUGCCGGCGACAAGGCCGAUGGCGACGAUGACCUGAACUUCGGAGAGAUGAAGAAGAAGAAAAAGUCCAAGUCGAAGAAGGCCGCAUUCGACCUCGAGGCGUUUGAGAAGGAGCUCGGCGAAGGUGGCGAGGAUGGCGAGGCCGGCGCCAUCGGCGACGAGGAGGACCUGGGAGAGAACCCUUUCGCUCAAGAGGAUGGCGAAGGCGCCGAGACCAAGGAAGAUCAGCCCGAGACCUGGCAUGGCACGGAUCGCGACUACACAUAUCAGGAGCUUCUCGGACGCAUCUUCAAGACGUUGCGAGCCCAGAACCCCGCCCUGUCUGGCGAAAAGAAGAAGUUCACCAUGGUCCCGCCGCAGGUCACCAGGGAUGGAUCCAAGAAGACGAUGUUCGCCAACGUCGUCGACAUCUGCAAGCGGAUGCACCGUCAGCCCGACCACGUGAUCCAGUACCUCUUCUCGGAGCUGGGAACUCUUGGUUCCGUCGACGGCUCGCAACGGCUCGUCAUCCGAGGACGUUUCCAGCCCAAGCAGAUCGAGAACGUGCUGCGAAGGUACAUCACCGAGUACGUCAUCUGCAAGACUUGCAAGCGCCCCGAGACGCUCCUCACAAAGGAGAACCGCAUCUUCUUCGUCACCUGCGAAAAGUGCGGCUCGCAGCGGUCCGUCAGCGCGAUCAAGAGCGGUUUCCAGGCGCAGACCGGCAAGCGGUCCAAGAUGCGCGCUGCCGCCUAG